CGUCGAAGCGUCGAGGCGUUUCAAUCAGCCAAUAUGCUACUCGAAACAGCCAAUCUUGAACGGCACAAUGAUAAGGCGACCGCGGGACAUGCCCGGUGGCAUCGAAGACAUGGCCGAGAUCCCAUUGUGCAAUAUAAGUUUCGAGUAUCAUCUUUAGCUGCCUUACGGAUUUCACGCUUUCACUCUCUUCAAGCAGGUCUUGGUCCUCACCAUGCCCCCAAACCAGAUCUCCGUCUCGGAAAUCUCCCAACACAAUAAGGACACUGACUGCUGGAUCGUCGUCGACAACCAAGUAUGGGACAUCACCAAAUUCGCGCCCGAGCAUCCUGGAGGGCCAGGAAUAAUCUACAAAUACGCCGGCCGUGACGCGACAAAGGCCUACAGCGAAAUCCACUCACCCUCCAUCAUCAAGAACAACCUUCCCGCCGAUGCGCUCAAAGGCACACUCGACAGAUCCACUAUUACCGAGGACUGGGCGCGACCACUCCCCGACGAAACACCCAAAGCAGAACCGGGCUCGUCAUCUGAGAAGCCACCCCUAGAGUCCCUGAUCAACGCACACGACUUCGAACUCGCGGCUCAGCACAGCACCACCGCAAAGACAUGGGCGUUCUACAGCUCCGCCUGCAAUGACUUGAUCACCAAAGACCUCAACGCGUCGUUGUUCCCUCGCGUGCUCUUCCGCCCUCGCGUGAUGCGCAAAGUUGGCACCAUCGACACCACAACAUCGAUUCUCGGCUACCCUGUCUCAUUCCCGCUGAUGGUCUCGCCCGCUGCCAUGGCAAGGCUGAUCCAUCCAGACGGCGAACUCGCUAUCGGACGCGCCGCCAAAUCAAAGUCAGUCAUCCAGUGUAUAUCGAACAAUGCCUCCUAUUCCGCCGAUGAAAUCGUCUCGCAGCCGCAAGUCCGUGACUACCCGUUCUUCUUCCAAUUAUAUGUGAACAAAGAGCGGCAUAAAUCCGAAGCUCUCCUCCAGCGGCUCCACCAGCAGAAGAACAUCAGGGGAGUCUUCGUCACCACCGAUGCCGCCGCAGCGGGCAAGCGCGAGGCCGAUGAGCGCGUCAAGGCCGACGAGAGUAUUCAGAACCCGAUGAUGACGACGAAGGCGAAGAACGACAAGAAAGGUGGUGGUUACGGCCGGUUGAUGGGCAGUUUCAUCGACCCCAACCUCAAUUGGGAUGAUAUCGGUUGGUUGCGGAAGCAGACAAAACUGCCACUUGUGCUGAAGGGGAUCAUGUCAGCCGACGAUGUGCGGCUUGCGCUGGACUACGGCCUCGAAGGUGUUGUCCUAUCUAACCACGGAGGAAGGAAUCUGGACACUUCGCCUCCUGGGUUACUGGUCCUGCUAGAGAUCCACGCUCGGUAUCCCGAAAUCAUUACGCAGCACCAUCCGCGCUCCGCAGCGGUGCGGUCAGGCGCGGCGAGGCCUUUCUCCAUUUUCGUGGAUGGCGGUGUUCGGCGCGGGAGCGACAUACUGAAGUUGGUUUGUCUGGGGGCUGUAGCUGCCGGUCUUGGCCGGCCAGUCCUUUUCGCAACAGGGUACGGUCAAGAAGGGGUCGAGCAACUCAUUGACAUUUUCAAAGAUGAAUUCGAGACCGGCAUGCGGAAUAUCGGUAUCACAAGCCUGGAGCAGUGUUCGCCGGAAUAUGUCAACACCGGAGCGAUCGAUAAGUGGGUCGCUAAACGAAGAGACCAUCCUUAUGCUUUAAGUUGGACCAAGGGUACUCUGGCGACGGACAAUCUGUUUGGGACUGGAAGGGAGAGUAAGUUGUAGGCAUCAUGCAUCUGGUGAACAAAUCAAUCAAUCAAUCAACCAACCAACCAGCUGAAUCCGAUGCCGAGUUUCUCAGUGGUAAGGAUAUUGUUCGAAGCGGAAGCUCCAUGUUCGUCGGGCAUUGUCGUCAAACCCAUAUCCUUUCGAACUCGUCCCCCCAGUGUGCUGUAGAAUGGGCGGAACGACAGCCCAGCGAACGUAUCCUUCCGCAUCUGCAAUCUUCUCGAUCUGCAUAUCGACCAAUCCUUUUGUCUCAAUCCUCAGUUUAUCUAAGACAUCCGGAACCAUAUCUCGGGGGUAGACAAACCCUUGCGAGCAGCAUCCGUACUUAUU
Exophiala xenobiotica is the source of this 2107-nucleotide messenger RNA. RefSeq lists its product as uncharacterized. Gene Ontology annotation, molecular function: oxidoreductase activity. NCBI's taxonomy places the organism in Eukaryota, Fungi, Ascomycota, Eurotiomycetes, Chaetothyriales, Herpotrichiellaceae. The record is from RefSeq and is a predicted model, not a curated record. The transcript has a single exon. The coding region runs from base 212 to 1774 and encodes 520 amino acids.